AUGCCGGUCACGACUGUCACCUCCCUUGACCAGUUCCACAAGAUCAUCAACGGCGAAAAGGUCGCCAUUUUUGACUUCUGGGCGACUUGGUGCGGCCCCUGCAAGGUCAUCUCGCCAAUUUUCGAGAAGCUGUCCGACCAAUUCCCCGACUUGGAGUUCUAUAAGAUCGACGUUGACGAGCAGCAGGAGAUCUCGCAGGAGGUCGGCAUCCGUGCGAUGCCCACCUUCAUAGCCUUCAAGAACGGCCAGAAGGUCAAAGAUCUCGUUGGCGCGAACCCAGGCGCUCUCCAGGACUUGAUCAAGGCCGUUUCAGCAUGAAUGUCCGUCCCCAUCUGCGGGCGGCUCUUCACUGCCCCGCCCGAUUAUCGUUAUCAGUCUAUGAGCCUGCCGCACAGCCUAUUGUACCUUGUACCAAUAGACGGAGUUGAUGUAACGAAUGAAAUGGAGGACACAUGAUGCGCAGAUAUCGUGC
Messenger RNA from Postia placenta MAD-698-R-SB12, 472 nucleotides. RefSeq lists its product as hypothetical. Gene Ontology annotation, molecular function: protein-disulfide reductase activity. The transcript has 4 exons. NCBI's taxonomy places the organism in Eukaryota, Fungi, Basidiomycota, Agaricomycetes, Polyporales, Adustoporiaceae. The record is from RefSeq and is a predicted model, not a curated record. Bases 1 to 318 code for a protein of 105 amino acids.